AUGUACACCUACACUCCCACCUCCAAGUUCCUCGUUCUGGCUCCUAUCCAGUCUCCUCCUCUUGCUGCUACCAACGAGCAGACCGAAACCAAUGCCACUUCAGUCCCCCGCCUCCCCGCGGGAUUCCUCUUCCUGGGCUACGACCACCCCAGGGCCGCCAGCCCCAGCGUCUGA
This is a messenger RNA of Aspergillus mulundensis, 174 nucleotides long. RefSeq lists its product as uncharacterized. The transcript has 2 exons. The record is from RefSeq and is a predicted model, not a curated record. Bases 1 to 174 code for a protein of 57 amino acids. Lineage: Eukaryota; Fungi; Ascomycota; Eurotiomycetes; Eurotiales; Aspergillaceae.